Molecule: messenger RNA, 756 nt
Organism: Photinus pyralis (common eastern firefly)
Lineage: Eukaryota; Metazoa; Arthropoda; Insecta; Coleoptera; Lampyridae
Source: RefSeq, a predicted model, not a curated record
CAUCAACAUCAUACGGGUAUUUAGAAGAGGAAUUAGCAGAAAUAUAUUAUCAAGCGACAAAGGAAACGUUAAUUGGUGCUGUACGAUACGUUCUCAGUGAUAGUAAGGAUAUUGAAAUAGGUUAUAGCACUUGUUUUCAUCAGGAACCUGUUUUACGCCUCUCUUGCAAGAGCGAGGGUUGCGGUGUCAUAUUGACUGUUGAAGAUUGGAACAAUCUUUUAAAAUGGCAGCCCUAUACCGAAAUACAGCUAUAUCGAUCAAAGAAAACAGAAAAAUGUUGGUCUGCUGAAGACCUCAUCUAUGAAGACGUCAACUAUGAAGAUUACUAUGAACCAUUAAGUGACACUUUAGGCUUACUUUAUAACUGGAAAUUUACCGAUGAUUCGGAUAAAAUUAUAACCACCAUCGAUAUUCGACAAUUUAAUCAAUCAUGCUGCAUGCAUAGAAACGAGAUUGAGGAGUUGUUCAACAUGAAAUAUGCAAUAAACUCAAGACUACAACAACUAGGGUCCUAUAACUUCGCUACCUUUUACCGGAUAUUUAUCAAUAAAAUGGUUGACUUGAAAAGAAGUAAUAAGGAGACCGCGCCUAUCGCUGAUGUAUACGAAGAUGCUAGAUACUUAAUUAAUCAGCUGUGCAUAGAAGUAUAUUUCAGAAAAAUGUGUUUAGAGGAAAUCUUACAUUACAAUCCAUCAAUUAUUGCUAAUGAUGUAAUGACGAAGCUUCAGUAUGUAUAAUAAAAUUAAAAGUUAUAGA